Molecule: messenger RNA, 906 nt
Organism: Linderina pennispora
Lineage: Eukaryota; Fungi; Kickxellomycota; Kickxellomycetes; Kickxellales; Kickxellaceae
Exons: 3
Coding region: 213-806 (197 amino acids)
Source: RefSeq, a predicted model, not a curated record
GCAUUCUUUACGUUCUUGGCCUUCUUGGCUUUCAUGCUUGGCGCGCUCGCCGUACCAACAAACAACGCCGCCACAACCAGUGUUGAUGCCAAGAAGACUGCUGCUGCUGCUACCCAUGCUGCUACUCCUGCUUCAAUUGCUUCGGUUCAGACUCCGGUGACUGCCACUUUUAGCCCCGAACCAGCUGUUUGCCAAUACUCCUGAUGACGUCAAUGCAUGCAAGACUGCUGGAAGCCCAACUCAGGCCGCCGCCGAUAACAGACACGCCAGGGAAGACCCUCCGUGCUGCAUUAUCUGCUGCGGUAAGAAGGGCUGCAAGGACUGCUGUUGCCACCAGUGCAUCUGCUGCCAGCCGUGCUGCCACGAAUGCUGCUGUCAUGCUCCUUGCUGCCAGCCUUGCUGCCAGCCUUGCUGCCAGCCUUGCUGCUGCCACCAUGACUGCUGUAACCCGUGCUGCCAUCAUGAGUGCUGCCACCAUGAGUGCUGCCACAACGACGGCUGCUGCUGCCACCAUGAGUGCUGCCACCACGACUGCUGCUGCAAUCCGUGCUGCCACCAGGAAUGUUGCCACCACGAUUGCUGCUGCCAUGAGCCAUGCUGCUGCCAUGAGCCAUGCUGCUGCCACCAUGACUGCUGCUGCCAUCAUGACUGCUGCUGCCACGAUCCCUGCUGCCACCAUGACUGCUGCUGCCACGAUCCCUGCUGCCAACAUAUCUGCCACACUCCAUGCUGCCAGCAACCUUGCUGCCCUCCUCCGUGCGGCAACCACUACUAAACACCAUAGCGGUGUUGUGACUCGCUCUUAAAAUGCACGUUUACGUCACUACUAUAAUAAUCAUUGCUAAUUAGUUAACAUCUUCAUACUUUUGCAGUGGAUCGUUCGAUAUUUAUUUCGCCUGCUAAAUA